UUCUCUAUGCCAGUGAUGUUUAAAUUGAGUUGUUGGUGCCUGGCGCUGAGCAGGAUCUGCCUGCUUAUACCCUGUGCUCUGGUCCUAGCCAGGGUCCCAGGCUCAUCCUCACAUCCUCAACCCUGUCAGAUCCUAAAGAGAAUUGGACACACCGUGAGGAUCGGCGCUGUCCAGCUGCAGCCCUGGAAAACCAGGGGUAUGGCUUCUCACUACACCCGUGCCUGGCCUGGAAAUGAAGUCGGGCUACAGAAAAUGGGAACAGAUCAGGGUCAAGAUGCCAAUGAGGGUGUAGAUGGUGGAAGUCGGCCAAGAGAAGCAGAUCAGCAUGAGUUAGUGGGACCUAGGAUGGAAAGAAAGUCGAACCCGGGUUCAAGAAACCUUUAUGGUUAUAAAAGUAGAGAGGAGCUGUUAUUUCCCAGGGAUGCUCUCCUGUUGGCAGUGGAUAACCUUAAUCGAGUGCCAGGUCUGUUGCCAUAUAAUCUGUCUUUGGAGGUGGUGAUGGCCAUAGAAGCGGGUCUUGGAGAUCUGCCUGUUCUCUCUUUUUCACCAUCCAGCUCUUCCUGGAGUAGUGAUCCCGUUUCCUUUCUUCAAAGCGUCUGUCAUACAGUUGUGGUCCAGGGGGUCAGCGCUAUACUUGCAUUUCCCCAAAACAAAGGGGAAAUGUUGGAAUUGGAGUUUAUCUCAUCUACAUUGCAGAUACCAGUUGUAAGCAUUGUUAAAAGCGAGUUUCAUCGGAAAACCGAGAAUCCUCUUCACCUACAGCUCAGUGUUGAAAGUUCAUUAACCUCAAAUUCCGAAGUCACAUUUAACAUCUUGACAAUGAACAACUGGUACAAUUACAGUUUAAUGAUAUGUCAAGAAGAUUGGAAUAUAACAGAUUUUCUUAUCUUGACUCAAAAUAAUUCUAAAUUUCACCUUGGAAUAAUUAUAAACAUUACUGCAAAUUUCACUUUAAGCAGUUACAUAAUAAGCUACUUGCAGCUUAACCUGGAAAGCAUAAAGGACAUUACAUCAACAAUCGUUAUGUUUGGUUGUGACAUGGAAGACACACGAAGAAUUUUUGAAUUAGCUAACCAAUAUGGAGUGAUGCUUCCAGAAUUUCAUUGGAUUUUUGGAGAUUCUCAGAAUGUUGAGGAAUUAAGAACAGAAGGUCUUCCAUUAGGGCUUAUAGCUCAUGGGAAAACGACUGAAUCAUCAUUUGAACACUAUGUACAAGAUGCAAUGGAGCUUAUUGCAAGGGCUGUUGCAACUGCUACCAUGGAUCAACCAGAGCUAGCACUUAUUCCUAGUACAACAAACUGCAUGAACAGAGAAAGUUUAAACCUCACUUCUGGAGAGUAUUUAUCAAGGUUUUUAAUCAAUACAACAUUUAGUGGUGUUAGUGGACAUAUCAAAGUCAAAGAAUCCUCCAUUAUCAACUCUGAGAAUCAUUACUUUAUCUGGAAUUUACAGCAUGAUCCUAUUGGUAAUCCAAUGUGGACCAGACUAGGAAGUUGGAAAGAGGGAAACAUUAUCAUGGACUAUGGAAUCUGGCCUGAUCAGGCACAAAGGCACAAAAGUCAAUAUCAACAACCAACAAGAUUACACCUCCGAGUUGUGACUCUGAUAGAACCUCCAUUUGUGUUCACCAGAAAUGUAGAUGAUGAUGGGCAGUGUCCAGCUGGGCAAUUAUGCUUAGAUCCAAUGACAAAUGACACAGGUGUGCUAGAUAGUCUGUUUGAAAGUCUUCAGGGUGGCAAUGACACAGUACCAAUCAAAUUUAAAAAGUGCUGCUAUGGUUAUUGCAUUGAUCUUUUGGAGAAGUUGGCAGAGGAUAUGAACUUUGAUUUUGAUCUUUACGUUGUUGGUGAUGGUAAAUAUGGGGCUUGGAAAAAUGGCCAUUGGACAGGCCUUGUAGGUGAUCUUUUAAGUGGAGCAGCACAUAUGGCAGUAACAUCAUUUAGCAUCAAUACAGCUCGAAGUCAGGUCAUUGACUUUACAAGUCCAUUUUUUUCUACCAGUCUUGGUAUUUUAGUAAGGACCAAGGAUACAGCAGCUCCAAUUGGAGCUUUUAUGUGGCCACUUCACUGGACAAUGUGGCUUGGGAUAUUUGUAUCACUUCACAUUACUGCUAUAUUUCUUACACUAUAUGAAUGGAAAAGCCCUUUUGGCAUGACACCGAAAGGACGGAAUAGAAAUAAAGUUUUCUCUUUUUCCUCUGCACUAAAUGUGUGCUAUGCCAUAUUGUUUGGCAGGACUGCAUCCAUCAAAACUCCCAAGUGCUGGACAGGAAGGUUUUUAAUGAAUCUGUGGGCUAUAUUUUGCUUGUUUUGUUUAUCAACAUACACUGCAAACUUAGCAGCAGUCAUGGUGGGAGAAAAGAUUUAUGAAGAACUCUCUGGGAUACAUGACCCUAAACUUCAUCAUCCUUCCCAGGGAUUUCGAUUUGGAACAGUUCGGGAGAGUAGUGCUGAGGAUUAUGUGAAAAAAAGUUUUCCUGAGAUGCAUGAAUACAUGAGGAGAUACAACACGCCAUCUACAUCUGACGGAGUGGAAUUUCUAAAGAAUGAUCCAGAAACUCUUGAUGCUUUCAUUAUGGAUAAAGCACUUUUGGAUUAUGAGGUGUCAAUUGAUGCUGAAUGCAAGUUAUUGACAGUCGGAAAACCAUUUGCUAUUGAAGGAUAUGGGAUUGGUCUUCCCCCUAACUCUCCUCUGACAUCAAAUAUAUCAGAAUUGGUCAGUCAGUAUAAGUCAAGUGGAUUCAUGGACAUGUUACAUGACAAGUGGUAUAAAGUAGUGCCUUGUGGGAAAAGAAGUUUUGCUGUCACUGAGACCCUGCAGAUGGGCAUAAAACACUUCUCUGGGCUGUUUGUGAUGCUGUGUAUAGGGAUUGUCUUAUCAAUUCUCACCACCAUUGGAGAACAUAUUGUAUUCAGACUAGUCUUACCAAGAAUUAAAAAGAAGUCCAAGCUGACGUAUUGGCUUCACACAAGCCAGCGUUUGCACAGAGCACUGAACACAUCAUUCAACGAGGAGCAAUUUCAGCAGAAAUUAAAGCGUUUUGAAAGAAGGUGUAAUACGGGAAAUAGUCAGCAACGUGUGUGGAAUACAUCAAACCAAAGUAGCUGUAACAGAAGAAAGUACAUCUACAAAGAAGUGCACAAUGAACUAAGCUUCAGACACCAACAAGAUUUGCCUCUGCCUCAAUUAAAGAGAGAGACUCCAAAAUUACUUACCACUAACGGCAAAGCCGAAUCUCUUAACUCUCCCAGGAGCACAGUAAUGGAGGAACUUUCUGAGCUGGAGAAACAGAUUCAGGUUAUUAAGCAAGAGCUGCAAAUAGCCAUGAAUAGGAAAAAUGAACUGGAGGAAUACCAGAGGAAAAACAGGACUUCUGAAUCCUAGGACACUACAUCAGAUCUUACACAUAAAGAGAACAUUUAAAGCAUACAAAAGUCAUGUCAAUGACAGCUGUUGUGUGGUUAUCUGAUGCCAAGAAAAGAAAAACGAUAUUACAAAAUUUCUUUAUUUCUGAUUCCUAAAUGAGAUCUAUUUGUCUUUUUGUAAGAUUCAAUCUGUAUUUCUUUAGUCUGUGUGAACUGUUAGCCAGUAUGAAAAUGUGACCUUGGACUAUUUUAAAAUCCAGAAUCACACUUGCCCUCAUAUCCCUUCUACGGCAUUAAAUGGAGGUUUUCACGUCUAAGCCCCUUAAUGUGCAUAAUAAAAAGUAAAAUGAUUUUGAAUUAUC
This is a messenger RNA of Bombina bombina (fire-bellied toad), 3727 nucleotides long. It is a transcript of the gene GRIN3A, whose product is annotated as glutamate ionotropic receptor NMDA type subunit 3A. The transcript is spliced from 9 exons. Lineage: Eukaryota; Metazoa; Chordata; Amphibia; Anura; Bombinatoridae. The record is from RefSeq and is a predicted model, not a curated record. Gene Ontology annotation, biological process: monoatomic ion transport. The coding region runs from base 7 to 3384 and encodes 1125 amino acids. Gene Ontology annotation, cellular component: membrane. Gene Ontology annotation, molecular function: glutamate-gated receptor activity.